Messenger RNA from Penicillium salamii, 216 nucleotides. The record is from the annotation of a GenBank genome assembly. NCBI's taxonomy places the organism in Eukaryota, Fungi, Ascomycota, Eurotiomycetes, Eurotiales, Aspergillaceae.
AUGAGCCACGAGAACGAUCUCAGUCAGCUCCCAAUUUCAGAACAUGAUCACUCUUUUGUGAGAAUCAAUGUUCUUGACCAACUCCGGAUAUUGCGUACCUUUCUCGAGGUAUCCGAGGCUAUUGCCUUGGGAAAUUUGCACAUACACGGCGUGGUGCAUGACCCAGAGAGGAAUAUAUCCCACCAGAUACUGGAAACACAGCCUACAAAUGUUUAA